Messenger RNA from Loa loa (African eye worm), 219 nucleotides. RefSeq lists its product as hypothetical. Bases 1 to 219 code for a protein of 72 amino acids. The record is from RefSeq and is a predicted model, not a curated record. Lineage: Eukaryota; Metazoa; Nematoda; Chromadorea; Rhabditida; Onchocercidae. The transcript has a single exon.
AUGACUAUCGUUACAAUAUCUAUGAUGAUCGAUGACGAUAAUAAUAAUGAUAAUAGUGACAGCCGACAACAGCGACAGCCAUUCAUUUUACAGUGCUUUGAAGAAUUUACACAGUUUGAAAUUGAAGAUCAUUUAUCGGUGCACUGCAAUGACCCAAACUAUCGGAUAAUAGGCUUGGUGGCGAUGAUGAUAAUGACGGAAGAAGAUUGUUACCGAUGA